GAGGAAACCAAAUUGAUGAUCGUACUAUUUAUUUACUACUUAAUACUAAAAUUACACUAAAUAGUCAAUAAACUCAACUCUUUUGACUUUAUUUAUAAAACUUAUCUGGAAAAUAUAAUUCAUCUUCGUUGAUUCUGUAAUUUAACUUAAUAAUAUUUAGUCUCUGCAAUAUUUAAAUACAUUUAAAAAAAAUCCCUUCAAGCUCAAUGCGACCUUAAUUUCCUGCAUUAUUAAAAAUUUAUUACAAGUUAAUAAUUAGAAUUAGUGUUAGGACACAGAGUACGGAUCAAACGGUUUGCGGCUCUCUUUCCAAAAGGGGUUGUGUAUUGCAGGUAAAACCCACGCCCACAGCCAUGUCCAUACUCAGAAAUUUGCAGUUCCUAAACAUAUAUGCAUGGUUUCUCAAGCAAACUCCAUACUAGUCUACAUGCCUACCCAUCAAACAGUAUCCUUCUGGGGAACUAAUAUAUUGAUUCAUCCUCUUUCCAAGAUAGAAGAAGGAUAAGGACUUAGCGUGUCCAGCUUAACUUCAAAAGAAGCCACUUUAUAUAAAUAGACAAAAUGAAAGCCAAGAAAUGAAAGAAAACCAGAAAAGGAAACUCCUCCUGAUUUUCUUGAUUCUUGCAUGUCUUUAUCUUUUUUCUUUUUGAAUAUUUCAUUUGGCAUUUGUUUGUUCUUUCAAGGUUUUUGGGGUUUUGUCUCUGUGUUCGUAUUGUAUUGUUUUCGCUGAUUCAUUUCUCGCUCCCUCAUCUCUGCUGAUAUAGAAGAGAGUAUCUAAUUUUAGUGCUAUAGUCUUGGUUCUCUGUUGGCUCCAAAAACGAGGUUAAGGUCCUUCCCUUUUCGUUUGAGGUCCUCCACCUUUUAAUGUUUUGCCUGUCUCCAAUUCUCUUUUUGCCUUACACGUUCAAUCUUCCACUUUUUAGAGAGAGAAAGAAAGGAGAGUCCCUUUUUUGUAUUAUAGAGGUGGCAAUCAAGACCUUAACCUUUCUUGCUAUUACUUUUUCAGUUUUCUUUCAGGAUUCAGAUUCUGUACUGUACUACAACUGCCUGCCAUUUCCAUUCCUUUUCUUUUUUCUAUAUAUCUAUUGAUUGAUGUAAUUUACUCCGUCUGCUAUUAAAAUCUCCUCUCUUCUAAUUCUAAUCUUCUGCACUCAAAACGACAGCCUGAUCUUCCUCUCUUUCUCUCUCUAAAGAAAUGGGCAGUGCUCAAAUUUGCUACUGUUCAAACAGAAAUAGAAAAUUGACCAUUUCCUUGCUGCUUUUCUUGCUUGCCACAUUUACCCUCUUGAGAUUUUCAGUAGAAGGAAGAGCAAUUACCAAGCUACUGGAGGUUGCUUCUGCUCAGAGAGUAGAAGAUGAUGAGAAGGUUUUGAUGAGAACUCAAGUGAUAGGGUCAACGCCGCCGAGGUGUGAAAGAAGAUGCAAUUCUUGCGGGCAUUGUGAGGCAGUUCAAGUUCCAGUAACACCACAAUUUCAAAGCCAUAGGAGAAAUCACUUAUCUACUGCAAUCUCUUCCAUUGCUUACUCUAGAGGUGAUGAUGCCUCCAAUUACAAGCCUAUGAGCUGGAAAUGCAAGUGUGGCAACUUGAUUCUCAAUCCUUAAUUAAUUCAAAUUAAGCAAAUUAAUCAAUUAACUAAUAAUAGCAUGUGUGCCUGGUAAGAAAAUUGACAAAGAGAAAAAUCAUCUUUUUGAAUUGUGGAUAUAUGUAACUGACUUCAACUAGAUGGAAAUAUCAAAUAUGAAUUUGCAGAGUGUUCUCUUUUAUUUUGCUGUGCCUGUAAUAAAUUGUUUUCCCCUUAUAAAAUAUUUUUCUUUUCUGUGCAAA
Messenger RNA from Jatropha curcas, 1826 nucleotides. RefSeq names its product EPIDERMAL PATTERNING FACTOR-like protein 2. The record is from RefSeq and is a predicted model, not a curated record. Lineage: Eukaryota; Viridiplantae; Streptophyta; Magnoliopsida; Malpighiales; Euphorbiaceae. Gene Ontology annotation, biological process: stomatal complex development; guard cell differentiation.